GUGAUAUAUUACACAUCCAAAAAAGGACCUGCUUCAGUUGGACAAGAAGAGCUUCGAUAGAAAGAUCAGGAAACCAUCAGAGCUUCAGCAUGAUGGCCGGUCGCAUCUUGUUCUGCUUCUUCAUCCUCUCUCUGCAGGUUGGGAACAACAGAUCUAUAGAAGACAUUGUACAUUUCUAUUAUCUACCUGGAGAAAACCUUAUCAUUACAUGCUUUGAUCUCUCAUCAAGACCACGGCGGAUUUUUUGCAGAAAAAACUGUCAAGGAGAAAACGUUCUUCUUAACACAACAUCUAAUAAAGCAGCAAGAGGAAGAAGCAGCAUUAAAUAUUCUGAAAGAGUUCAUGACAAGUCUUACAAUCUAACUGUAAGAGUCUCCAAUUUGACCUUUUCUGACUCAGGACUGUACAGAUGUGGUCUGACUGACUCUCCAUUUCCUCCAGACAAUAAAUUCAUGGCUGUUGUUGCAGAAGAUCUGCUGGAUGGAAGCAAAAAUCAUCACCUCCAUAAAGAAGCUGGCAGCUCACUGACAGUCGCCUGUUCCUUCAGUUUCUCUGGAAAAACCAAAUAUUUCUGCAGAGGAGAAUGUGAAGAAGGAGAAAACAUUCUUGUUUACACCGAUGGAGUCAGAGCUCAGAGCAGCAGAUACAACAUUGGACAUAACAAACACGAAUCUUCAGCUGUUUUUUAUGUCACCAUUAAGAAUCUGACCACGUCUGACUCCGGACGAUACAGAUGCCUUUCAUAUUUAAGCUCUGGAAAAAAUUCAUAUGUGGAUUUUAACGUCUUCGUCUCAGACAUCUCCUCUGAAACCACUGAUCCGUCACCUCUGGACCAGAAUUACAGAGCAACAUCUAGAGAUCUUCCUCUGACUUUGAUUUUUGUGACUCUGGCCGUCAUCAUCAUCCUGCUAUCAGCAGCUCUGAUUGUUUCCUACAGGAAGAGAUCUGUGAGAGGUUUGGAGAGGAGAGGCUCUGGCAGCCAACAGAUGGAGACUUUAGCCUCUGGGCGGAGACCCUCUGGAGACUUGAUUUAUGAGAACAUCGAACCUGCCAGCAGCAACCAGAAGUAAAAGAGCUCAUAUACAAUCACAUCGCAGAGAAAUUAAAUAUUGUGAAAAACAUUUACAUUUUUUAUCUCUCAUUUCAAAAGAGAAACUCGUAGUUAUUUGUGACACACAGAGAUAAAUAUUUCAAAUCUUUUUUCUUGUCAUUUUAAUUAUUUUGUUUCACAGAGAAUAAAAACCCCAAUUCUCAGAAAAUUCGAAUAUUGCUUAAGUUCUGCAUCAUGAGUUUCCUAAAUAUGACUUUUGCUCAAUGUUCCAAUUUUUCAGAUCUACCUGUAAAUUCUUUUAUGACCCAAAUGAAACUUUGGAUUCAAACUUAAAUUCUGGUUCUGCUCAUCAAAGAUAAUAACUGCCUGAAGAAUAAAAUACAAUUAAAGGAUAAUACCAGUUAUUGUGUUAGAGAUUAAUUUGAACAGAUUUUUACUUUAUUUUCUGGAGAAAACAUUUUGUGUUUAAAUACAAUUGACAGUUUAUGGAUUUUAAUCAAUCACAUUUUCAAUUCAAAUCAAUCUAUAAAAAUUAUAGUGAUUCAAAAAUUUAAGUGAUGCAACAUAAAGCAUUUAAAACAAUUCAACUUUCUCUCAGCUUUAUGGGUUGAAUAGUCGGCUUCUUCUGCUUUAGCUUUACCGCCACCUUGUGGUAAAAUCUUUUCUAUUUCUUUAAUUUUGAAAUUACUUUAAAAGGCAAAAGGUAAAGAUAAUUUUAUUUAUAUAGCACCUU
Molecule: messenger RNA, 1784 nt
Organism: Xiphophorus hellerii (green swordtail)
Lineage: Eukaryota; Metazoa; Chordata; Actinopteri; Cyprinodontiformes; Poeciliidae
Exons: 7
Coding region: 90-1070 (326 amino acids)
Cellular component (GO): plasma membrane
Molecular function (GO): transmembrane signaling receptor activity
Source: RefSeq, a predicted model, not a curated record